Messenger RNA from Dentiscutata erythropus, 1395 nucleotides. The record is from the annotation of a GenBank genome assembly. NCBI's taxonomy places the organism in Eukaryota, Fungi, Glomeromycota, Glomeromycetes, Diversisporales, Gigasporaceae.
AUGGCUUUAAUGCAAAAAAAGAAACGUUUUACCUUUUUUGGUUCUCCGCCAAAAUCGCCCACUGUUGGCUCUUCAUUUUUUACUAGUUACAUUCCCUCUCAAGAUAACCAAGAAUUGAAAUAUCCAGUAUUGGAUGAUGUGCGUAAAGCGGAAAACAAUUUGGAACGCCUGGUGAUGGCAGCCGAUGCUUAUCGAGAUUUAAUGGAUAGAUUAAGCAAGGCUUCUAAGCAUUUUAGUAAAGCUUUAAAGGAUUAUGGAAAUGGAAAAGGACUAGAAACUACGUAUGCUAUGUGCAUGCAGACCUCAUCCCAGUUUUAUGAAAAUCACGCAGAUGUUUUAGGAAAAUUGAAUAAAGCUGUACAAAAAGAUUUUGAUCUACUUCAAAAACUUUGGGAUAAGUACUCAAAAAAAACAACCAAAGAUGAAAAAGCUCAUAAUGACUAUGUUGGUGACCUAGAUAGGCAAAUGAGAAAAAUUGGCAAGGAUUACGAAAAGAAAUCAAAGAGAGAUAAUCAAUCAGGUUUAGAGCUAUACGAUAAAUAUAUGAUGUCGAUGAGUGCAGUUGGUACUGAAAUUAAUCGUGCGAAAACAGAAUACACAAAUGAAGUAAUAAAGCGUGAAAGAAAGACUCAUUCAGUUGUAUCACAAAUAGUUUGUCGUAUUACGGAAGGUUGUUUUGCUUCAUUCAAUGAUUCGUUAAAAAAAUGCGGACCAGGUAUUACGAAAAUGAAAGAGUGGGCACCAUUUGCAGGUGAGGGUAUGCCACCACCUCAAAGCCUAGAUGACUUUCUAGAAGAUCAGGUAUCAUAUCCCAAAUAUGCGUCAUCAGAGAAAGUUUUUGAAUCUUUUGCAGCAAUAUCAGAGAAACAGAUAGCAGCAAUGAACUAUUCGUCUUCAGAAUCCAUGUUACCUGAACCUUCUUUGCCUAUUAUUGAUGAUGAUCCGGAUAGUAAUAUUCCCACAAGAUAUGUACAAAUGCCGUCCAAAAUUUCACGUGCCAACACUCCAGAAACACCAAAACCGAUACCAGUCAAAUUAUCAGUCAAACCUUCAACGUUUUCUCCAGAAACUAUAUCACCUUUAUCAGCCAAAUCUUCAACGUUUUCUCCAGAAACUAUAUCACCUUUAAGUAGACAAAUUAAUAAAAAAUAUAAUAAUGUAAAUAGCUCAAGUUCAUCAUCAUCAACGAUCAGCAGUACACCUUCACAACCACCUAGCAAUAAAUCUUCUAUCUCAAACUCGAUCUCAAGGCUCUCUAUCGGUGUUCAUCCUAAUGAUAGUCCGUUUUUACGCGAUGAAAAAGUUGUUGAGGUUGAAGCAGCAGAUUUAUUUACAGAAAACAGAGUUGAAAAAGCAACAUUUAAACCUAACAUAAUUAAAGCAAAGACAGAAUAG